AUGGAACGAAAGCAUUGGAUUCUGAUACCCUUAGUGCUAGUUGGAGUGUUUUGGUACUGGAUACCGCAAGUGUCGGCAGAGUGUCAAACUCGAUCGAUCUAUUGCUACGAAUGCGACAGUUGGACGGAUGCCCGUUGCAAGGACCCAUUUAACUACACGGCAUUACCACGAGAUCAGCCCCCGUUGAUGACAUGCAAUGGGUGUUGCGUCAAAAUGGUGCGACACUCGCGGACGCCUUAUGAAGUUGUAAGACGAAUGUGCACGUCUCAAUUACAGAUAAACUUGUUCAUGGUAGAUCACGUGUGUAUGAUGGAAAGUUCAGGCAAUGGUCAUAUGUGUUUUUGUGAGGAAGAUAUGUGUAAUUCAAGCCCUAGCAUACUCAUUACCAAACAUCUAAACGUUAAGAUGUGUAUCGGUAGCGUUCUAGCAGUGUAUCUGCUAAACACGGCACGAAGGGUGUUGCGGUAA
Molecule: messenger RNA, 468 nt
Organism: Sabethes cyaneus
Lineage: Eukaryota; Metazoa; Arthropoda; Insecta; Diptera; Culicidae
Gene: qvr
Product: protein quiver
Exons: 4
Coding region: 1-468 (155 amino acids)
Biological process (GO): positive regulation of voltage-gated potassium channel activity; sleep; regulation of synaptic transmission, cholinergic
Source: RefSeq, a predicted model, not a curated record